AUGCCUCCUAACAACUCACCUCAUCUUUCUCCUAAAGCCUUAAAUUACGUAAGUAAUGGCUCAGGAAGGGAUUCUUAUAUAGGAUUUAAUUGUGGAGGACUUCUUGAUGCUCCUUCUAAACCUGCAAAUUACAGCAUAGGUUCUUUCAGAACUAAAACAGAAUCUAGAAGUGUCAACAACUUUUUACCUGCUAAGCAUGUGCAUUAUAGGUCUGAUGGAUCAGGGAGAGAUAAGUACAUUAUAGUGAACGAGGGUGGACUAAUUGGUGAAAUGAAGAGGUAUAACUAUAUAAAUGACUUAAGAAGCUAUCAAAAAAGAAGAAAAAUUGAAAAAAAUGACUAUUUCUACUAAACUCAAUUCUUCCCUUCUCUGUCUUAAUCUAUCAAGAAAGAGCAAAUUCAUUAGAGCCAAAUUUUUAAUUCUUAGAGACUCUCAUAACCUAGGUAGUUUACAGAUCCUUACGAGAAUGAGAAAAAGAAAAUAACUCUUCCUGGCUUAAGAAGAAUAUAUUGA
Molecule: messenger RNA, 513 nt
Organism: Tetrahymena thermophila SB210
Lineage: Eukaryota; Ciliophora; Oligohymenophorea; Hymenostomatida; Tetrahymenidae
Exons: 4
Source: RefSeq, a predicted model, not a curated record